CGGUGCAGCCAAUAGGUCGCACUGCACGUUGUAAACAGGGAUUUCUCUACUGUAAUCUCCAUUUUGAAUGUUUUUAUGAUUUAGGGUUUUAUGGCACGCCUCCUUCCUCAUGGCCGAAAACGAGUAAAUUGCCUGGAUUACCCAGACGGUGUUAUGAAUCCGGACGAUAUCCGAGCUGCGAUCUUUCUACGCAGCUUGCGGUUUUUCUCGCUCUCGUGAAACGAGCUCAGACCGCGGCGGAGGCUUUCGCGUUGUUGUUGUUGUUGCUAAUCGCUAACAGCGGCAACGUCUAAACAAAACAAUGUCAGAUGAUGCAACAAAUCAAAACGGGAACGUAGAUAUCAACAGUAAUGCAAGAUGGAUCAAGGAGGACUGAAGAACGGCGCCAAGAGAGAUGAUAAUUUGAAUACGUUGGAUUACAGCAACAGCCCAGUUGAGGGAAUUUUACGAAGCGGAAUACAAAGCGCCAUGUCUGUCACCCCCACCUCGCUGGUUCCUCAACCCAAUCCGCUGAUGCAGCCGGUUUCCGGGGACCUUCCCAAUGGCCUGAGCAACUCGCCCACUCUGGAGGAGCACACCACUUCUGUGUCCUCCACCUAUGGCAUCUUUGGGGAAGAUUCAGAGCUCAAAGUGUUUGGGAAGGAGCAGAGGGCCCAGCAACACCAGACCCUGGGCGCUUUCACUUUGGGAGACAGCUUCUCAAGUCUGGAGGCCAGCAUUGCAGACCUCAAUAGCGUCUCUCCUUCAAUGGACUCUCUGAUUGGUGGAAUCGACCCCAAUCUCUUUCCUUUAAAAACAGAGGAGUUUUCUCCCAUGGAUAAAGGCGAUAUGGACCUUGACCAAGAUUCCUUUGGGCCAAUUGGGAAAGAUGUCGAUGUUGGCAAUCAUAAGCUCUUUAGUGACAACACUCUGGACCUCCUGCAGGACUUCGAGUUGGACGGAUCGCCCUCUGAUUUCUACGUGGCGGACGACGCAUUCCUCUCCACCAUAGGUGAUGAUACUCUGCUCGGAGACUUGCCGACACAUACGGAGAGGGACUUGAAAGCCGCCGUCUCGAUGAGCAACGGCGUGACUACCACUUCCAGCCCCUCCAGCAUCAACACGGUCACCACCACCAUCAGCUUUCCCACCGUGAAGGUGGAGAAGGACUCUAUAAUCCAGCUGUGUACUCCGGGGGUCAUCAAACAGGAGAACAACGGUGGGACUAACUACUGUCAGACAGCUCUCCACAGCACACCCAUUAACAUUUGCGGUGUCACCACUUCAAGUGGACAGAGCUUCCUAUUUGGGACCGGCCCAUCCACAGCUGCUGUCAGUCAGCAGAAAGAUCAGAAGUCUGUCUUUAACAUGUUCACCCCUGUGACCUCUACAGAAGGCAGUUGGGGUAGGGGCCAGGGCUUUGGGAAUGCAAGCGAAAUACAACAGAGGGCCAGCGAAUGCUUUUCCAAAAACUACACAAGCUUCUAUGCCAGACCUGAAGACCGCACCGCCACAUCCUCAGCUGCCGGGAAGUCCGGCACACACAAGAGCUGUCUCGUGUGCUCUGAUGAAGCUUCAGGCUGCCAUUAUGGAGUCCUCACCUGCGGAAGCUGUAAAGUCUUCUUUAAGAGAGCAGUUGAAGGGCAACACAAUUACCUGUGCGCUGGACGGAACGAUUGCAUCAUUGACAAAAUCCGCCGGAAGAACUGCCCUGCCUGUCGUUACCGCAAAUGCCUCAUGGCAGGCAUGAACCUAGAGGCCCGUAAAACCAAGAAGGGGCGUCAUCCCGGCAAGGUAAUCCAGCAGCCGUCAAUUCCAGAGCACAAUCUUCCUCCGCUGCCUGAGCCUCGGGCACUGGUGCCCAAACCCAUGCCCCAGGUGGUGCCCACCAUGCUGUCACUGCUAAAGGCCAUCGAGCCGGACACCAUCUACGCCGGAUACGACAGCACCAUCCCUGACACCUCCACCCGCCUUAUGACCACUCUGAACAGUCUGGGCGGCCGGCAGGUCAUCUCUGCGGUCAAAUGGGCCAAAGCUCUGCCAGGGUUUAGGAACCUUCACCUGGAUGAUCAGAUGACCCUCCUGCAGUGUUCCUGGCUCUUCCUCAUGUCCUUUGGACUAGGCUGGAGGUCAUACCAGCAGUGUAAUGGAAACAUGCUGUGUUUCGCGCCAGACCUGGUCAUCAAUGAAGAGAGGAUGAGGUUGCCCUACAUGAAUGAUCAGUGUGAACAGAUGCUGAAGAUCUCCAAUGAGUUUGUGAGACUGCAAGUGUCCAACGAGGAGUACCUGUGCAUGAAAGUCCUUCUGCUCCUGAGCACAGUGCCGAAGGAUGGUUUGAAGAGCCAGUCAGUGUUUGAGGAGCUACGUAUGUCUUACAUUAAAGAAUUGGGCAAGGCCAUUGUGAAGAGAGAGGAGAACUCCAGCAAGAACUGGCAACGGUUCUAUCAGCUCACUAAGCUACUGGACUCCAUGCAUGAUAUGGUGGGUGGACUCCUGAACUUCUGUUUCUACACCUUUGUGAAUAAAUCCCUCAGCGUGGAGUUUCCCGAAAUGCUCGCGGAGAUCAUCAGCAACCAGUUACCAAAAUUCAAAGCUGGGAGUGUCAAAUCGCUGCUGUUUCACCAGAAGUGAAGCUCCUCCCAGCAGCAGGACACGAUGCCUUAAACGUCCACCCCGUCCCCUCACUCCCACUCCACCGGGACAGCAGAGGGAGGCGGAGGCGUGUGAGAGAGAGGACCGUAUGCAACCCAGCACACAACUCCAUGAUUGACCACAGUACAGUGGAGUCGGAGGAAGAGACGGGUAGUUAGAGGGUCUAAAAAAAAGCUAACAAACGGCUGAACUGUUGAAAUUUACGUAACCACGAAUAGAUUAUCCCAUACAUGUCGUCUCAGGUGUUUGACUCCCAGCAUCAACUAUUAGUAGAUGAAAGCUAAUUGUCUAAGGUCACGUACUAUGUAGUGUUCCACACGUCUCUUAUUUUUGCAACAGAUGCAGCAAAGCAGCACUUACAGUCCAGUAUGCGCAGAUUAUAUAUAAUCUGAGUAAUAUAAGAUAGUCUAAUCAGAGUAUCCUACUUUUUAACUUCAGAUGAUAGCAGUUUGAAAUAAUCAUUUCAAUAACAUGUACAGAGAUAAUGGCUUCAGCUUGGUUUGAAAAUGAAAUACUUUUUGUAUGACAGCAUAUCUACACUGUUUUAAAACAACUCAUGUCAUUAACAGAGUAUUACAUAUAUACAGAAAAAGGGAAAAUAUGUGCCUUUUUUAUUUUUUAGCUUCUUUCCUUUUUUAGCCAUUUUCUUGACUCAUCCGAACCAAGACAUCCAGCACUACUUCUUCAUAGUUGAUUGUACUUUUAUACCCACUUGCACUUGUAAUUUUAAAAAAAACUGCAUUUUUUUUUUUUGGCAGCUUUGUAAUCAUUAGUGUGAAAAGUUAUCCUUAUCGAUGAGACAUGGAAGAUGAGUCUGACGAUUAUUUUUACGCUGAGAAAUGCAAAUCGAGCACUUUCACUCCUUGUAAAUACUUUAAAAGGGGCUGGUUUAGAUUUGCUCUGCAGCGAAGGUGUAUUUGUGUCUAAGAAAGCCAUUUAUUAUGAAAUCCACCUGUUAAUUCAUAUAGGAAUUAUGCACUGUGAAACAUGAGUUUUUGUCGGUUUUGUUUUUAUGUUUGUCGUCUUUGUUCCUUGGCUUACAUAGUAAUGCCACAGUAUACAACCAAAACAAUGAAUGCAGAUUACAGUACCUAUAAC
Sinocyclocheilus rhinocerous is the source of this 3729-nucleotide messenger RNA. RefSeq names its product glucocorticoid receptor-like. Gene Ontology annotation, molecular function: steroid binding; sequence-specific DNA binding; nuclear glucocorticoid receptor activity. The transcript has 9 exons. Gene Ontology annotation, cellular component: nucleus. Gene Ontology annotation, biological process: regulation of DNA-templated transcription; nuclear receptor-mediated glucocorticoid signaling pathway. The record is from RefSeq and is a predicted model, not a curated record. Lineage: Eukaryota; Metazoa; Chordata; Actinopteri; Cypriniformes; Cyprinidae. The coding region runs from base 358 to 2610 and encodes 750 amino acids.